Messenger RNA from Cotesia congregata, 717 nucleotides. The record is from the annotation of a GenBank genome assembly. Lineage: Eukaryota; Metazoa; Arthropoda; Insecta; Hymenoptera; Braconidae.
AUGGAUAAAGUUUUUGGGGUCUUUGAUAAAACAUACGACUCUAAUGAUAUGUAUCAACAAAUAGCACGAUCAAUUGGUACAAAUGAUGGUAUACUUAAAAAAAUAUAUAACAAUGACAAAGCAGCAUUUGAUAAAAAUUUAAUAGAUAAAUUAAUAUUGCUCUGUCAAAAAAAAGAAUACGGUAUAAAUGAUUUACUCGAACUAGAAGAUAUCGUAAAAUUGUCCAUAUUCUCAGAAUACAUUGAAGAAAAAAAUAUCGAACGUUUGAGUAUAUUGGAAAAAUAUUUAGACGCUUAUCUAUCUGCGAUUUGUAAAAGUAAAAAUUUAAACUUUUUUAUGAUGCGCAAUAAAUUGCUACCAUUAUUACGUGUAAAAACAAAACCACCGGUUGGUGAGUUGGAUAUACUAUCAAAGGGUAAAGUUAUUAUGAAGUAUCCGGAAUUAGUUAACAAUCGUAAAAUUAAUAACAACGUUGAUAUUGCUCACAUGAUACGCGCACAGCAAUUACACGUACGUAAUUCUCCGUGUGAAGAAGUAACUUACGUUGAUUCUAAUAAUUCAUUUGGUGACAAACAAAUCGUGUUAACUGGGCCUAUUUUUACAACUGUUGCUACGGGUAUGAUUAAUUUACAAAAUAUUAUGUUAAGAAAUGAUAAUGAUAUGGGAAUUACUGUCAAGCCAUUUUUGGAAGUCAAUACCGUUAAUUGGGAUGUUUGA